AUGGCAGCGCAAGACCCGUUCUACCUCGUCCGGGACGAAAUACAGGAUUCGGUGUCCAAGGUACAGGAUGACUACAGCAAGUGGGAGCGGCUAGGGGCGAGCAGCCAGGAGAGAGAGACGCUCUCCAAGACAAUACUAGCCGACACAGAGACGCUCGAAUGGGAGUUGGAGGAGUUGGACAGAGUCAUAGGCGUGGCAGAGAGGGACCCAUCGCGCUUCAACAUAGAGCAGGGCGAGGUGGAGAGCAGACGCAAGUGGACAGGCAGCACGCGGGAUCAGAUCUCCAUGAUUCGAUCUGCCAUCCAGGCAGCGGCAUCGGAGCGGGCGGCGAUGCAGAAGGAGGCGGAGAGGAGGGAGCUGCUGAGAGUGCAGGCGGGCGCUGCUGCCAAGGCUGCUGCUAAGAGCAACGCUGGCGGGGAGAAUGAGAGCUUUGCUGCUUCGGAAGACGACAGACAAGCACUCAUUAUGAGGGAGCAGGACGACCAGUUGGACGCCAUGAGUCAGAGCCUGGCGCGGAUAGGAGGCAUGGGCAUUGCCAUUCACGAGGAGCUUGGCUCCCAGGUGAGCUACCAGGUGGUCAGGUGGGUUCUCAGGUGGUCAGGUGGGCUGCCAGGUGGUCAUGUGGGCAUUCAGGUGGUCAGUUGCGCUCUGCGUAACUUUCCUCUGCCAAGCAUGUUUCGCACUCGCAUCAACUUACUCUCCCCGUUAUCCUUCCUCUUUCCUCCCUCCCUGCUGCCCGAUUUCCUUCCCUGCCUCCGCCUUUUAAGGCGCCUCAAAAGCCAAGAAUGUUUCGCACUCGCAUCAACUUACUCUCCCCAUUACCCCUCCACUUUCCUCCCUCCCUGCUGCCCGAUUUCCUUCCCUGCCUCCGCCUUUUAA
Closterium sp. Naga37s-1 is the source of this 879-nucleotide messenger RNA. Lineage: Eukaryota; Viridiplantae; Streptophyta; Zygnematophyceae; Desmidiales; Closteriaceae. The record is from the annotation of a GenBank genome assembly.